UUAUUUUGGUCCAUGCAUAAUGAAAUUUACACACAAUGUAAAGAGCAACAGGCAUUUUCACAUUAUGUCAAAAACUGAAAAAUGAUGUAUUGCUGCGUCAGCAGCUGUUUGAAUAUCAGGCAUGACUUCAUACCCAUAACUGUAGCCCAGGUUUAUUUGCUUAUUUCUUUAUUCGAGCUGGGAGACCCAUGUAAAGGUUUUUGUGCUGAACACUAGAGAUAAGAAUCUACCAAUGUUUCAGCAUCACUGUAACUGAAGUACAAACUGCUUAAUAGAAAACUUCCUGUUAGGAGUUCAGAGUAACACUGAGGAAGUAAUGAUUACAGUAAGAUAUGUGUUAUGGAUUAUAUAUGUGGGGCUACCUGAACAGUACAUACGUCCAUCAUGUUGAACACGUUCUGUCUUUUUCAUGUAGUCUGACCACAUAAAAUGCAGAAACACUGUCUGAAUCAGACAUGCAGAUCACUGACGGCUGCUUGUUUGCAGAGUGUGUUGGCAGAGCGUCGCUCCUACAUACAGGCGGGAGACAUCUGACUGCAUGGAGGACUCGGGCGAUGAGGGAAGCAGUGGAACCUGAAUGUCUGGAAUGUUCUGCAUUUAACCGCUGUGAUGAUGGCACAUUCCUCAUUUUUGCUUCUGCUCCUGGUGGCUCACAGUGUUUCAGCUGUUCUUACAGAGAGACACUACGUGUUCCACAUCCACAGUGUUCACUUCAAUCCUUUACAGAAUACCUCAGUGAGGUACUUAGAACAAUCUGCUAGUGUCCUGCUUGAUGGUAGACAGAUGCAUUACUACAGUGACGGGAAAACCAUGGCUUCUGCACAGAUGGAAAAGUCCUGGAGGAGUAGAACAAGAAGGAAGACACAGAAGCAGACACUGCAAAACGAAUUCGAACGUUUCAGCCACCUUCUGGAUAUCAGUUCUAAUGAAGCUCAUCACUUUAUGAAGAAAAGUGGCUGUAUGAUUGAGAGAUCCUCUACUGGAGAUGUGACCUUACUGAAAAGUACAGUUGAAUACAGACACAAUGGGACGGUCAUCCUCUACUUCAAUGUUCACAAAGACCAGUGGGAAGCAGUGGACAGAACUUUCCUACCAGUGAAAAUAAAGUGGGACAAUUCGUUCUACCUUCACCGAAUCACCAAGGACUAUCUGCUGCAAGGGUGUGUGGAGAUGCUCCUCAAAUACCUGGACGCUAAGGACAGAAAUGAGAUCUCAGAAUCUGAAGUCGUGAUGUUCUUCACUGGGAAUAUUGCUGAACCAUGGACACUUCAAGAAAGAUAUUGGUCAUUCUUACUCAUAAUGUUCUUCAGUGUGUCUAUUUUGAUAGUUUGUAGUCUGCACAGACGGAGGAAGUAUCCCAGAUGUGCUUUCUGCUCUUAUUUAAAAGUGUCAUUUAUCGCUGGAGCCAUUUAUUCAGCUCUGUUAUGUUUUACGAAAAGGAGAAGAAAACCUCGAGCCGAGGACGAUGACGACGAUGAUGACGAUGACGACGAUGAUGACGACAAUGAUGAAGAUGAGGAUGAGGAUGAUGAUGAUGAUGAUGAUGAUGAUGGUGGUGGUGGUGGUGGUCAGAACUGCAGUAAGGACAUACUGAUUCAGACUGGACUAUAGAAUUCCAUGGAAUCUCUCCCACGAAGCCCAGAUAUGACUCGUCUUUCUUCCU
Colossoma macropomum (tambaqui) is the source of this 1663-nucleotide messenger RNA. RefSeq lists its product as uncharacterized. Bases 610 to 1611 code for a protein of 333 amino acids. Lineage: Eukaryota; Metazoa; Chordata; Actinopteri; Characiformes; Serrasalmidae. Gene Ontology annotation, cellular component: external side of plasma membrane. The record is from RefSeq and is a predicted model, not a curated record. The transcript has 5 exons. Gene Ontology annotation, biological process: immune response.